GUGUGACAUUUUGUCAAAGAGCAUAAUUCUCUGAGUUGGUUUGCCCCAGUGUUGCAGCUUCCUUCAAGCUGCUCAGCAUCAGAUCUGCCUCAAAAUGGAUGCUCUGUUGAAUCCCGAUCUCAGGGAAGAUGUGAAAGAUUGUUCGAUCAAGGUUGAAAGCCUCCCGAAGCAAGUAAUAUUCAAAGGCCUUGCACCCAGGGUUGUACUGACAAACCAUCUCCUGCCUAAAGGAACCAAGGCGAAGGUAAACCUUGAGGAACAGGGUCGACAGAAGGUCUCCUUUAGCUUUACACAGACAAAGAAACCACGUCAAAAUUUAUUUUUAGCCCCACCAAGCCCAGAGAAAUCUGCAAGUGAAAAUUCUUCUACACUGCAAGCUGGAGCUGUACCUACUUCAGAUCUAGCAGGACAGACCGAUGAAACCAAGAAUGUGGACACAAAUACUCCAGCAGUGGGGGAGAUCCAGACUGCAUCCGCUCCAGUAUCCUUCCCACUCAAAUCAAAACAUGUUCUUGGAAAGAUGCAUUUUAAGAAAAAAAUUCUCAGCGUUACUGUUGUUGAGGAUAACUCCAUUGUCAGCAUUGCCUCAGCAGAGAUUUCGGAGCCAGUAGUCCCACCUGAGUCAGACAAAAUUCGAUCUUCAGCCAAGGUUGAAACUGAAACCUCAGUGCAACAGUCUCACAAGAACUCUGUCAUUGAUAGUUCCUCUGAAAAAGUUAUCAAAGAGGAAAACCCUCAGGAGAAAUUAGACUCAUGCCUUAAAGGUCCUGUUUCUUCCCAUAUUGGGAAGGGAGAUAUAGAUUCUUCCAUUAUUUCUGAGCAUGAGGAAAACAGAAAAUCCCAGCCCCGAUCAGACAGCACACUUCCAGGUUCGGAGUCUGAUGGAGAUUCAAUUCGAACAUCAUCUAGCCAGAAAUCUAGUGACCAUAGAAAUAAAACAAAAUCUGAAUCCCAGAGAAAUGAAGCGAGAAGAUCCUCUAAUUCCAAAACAGAGGAAUUAGAAAAACCGAGGCCUGAUAGGAAAGAAGAUGAAAAGGGGUCGAGUCGGACAAAGUCUGAGCGUGACUCCAGGCACACGUCUUCAAGAUCUUCUCGUUCUGACAGAGACAGAAGAAGGACCAAAAGUCGUUCAAGGUCUAGAUCGCGAGGCUGUCGAACUAGUUCUUAUUCCAGAUCUGAAAGGUCAAGGAGUGAGAGACAGUCAAGGUCACAUUACCAUGAGUCUGAGCGGAGGUUUCAUAGAAGUUCUCCUCAUCGUGAAAGGAGAAGCUCGCGUUCUCGAACUGAUGGCAGGUCUCGUGACAGCUCUGACUCGGAGGAUGACCACCGGCGGACAAGGACUCGUGGUAGUGAUUCAAGCCGAUCUUCUACAUACUCUAGCUCGCAAAAAGAAUUGAAAUCGUCCACUCACUCCAGAUCCCACAGGGACUCAAAACCCACAGAUUGUUCUCGAUCAUCUGAGUCAGACAAAAGAACACAGCAUUCAAAACCAGAACGAUCUAAUUUAAAAGCUGGUGACUCUGAAUCCAAUAGGAAGAGCUCUCCUGAAGCAGAAGCAGUUCACAGGAAAUCCAGUUCCCACUCAAAAUCGGAAAUUAAUGCUAAAACCUCAAAUUCCAACCGAGCUACCUCAUCCCGAACAUCUGAGAAAAAGGUCCAUAAAAACAGCUCUGACUCUGAUGAGGAGCACAGAAAAAAACAUCAGUCACAAGGAUCAGACAGGUCAUCUGGGUCUCGAACUUCAUCAUCCAAAAAAACAGAUUCAUCGGAUCACAAAACUUUAAAUAAUGUUACUGGAACAGAGAGACAAUCAACAGACAGAUUAAGUAAUAACACAAAGCAGUCAGAGUUAGUCCCCAGUCCAGUUACUCCUCAGAAGGAAUCCAGCAAAAUUGAUGACAACUGUACCCUGCCUAAAUCUAAAUGCAGUUCUCAACAGAUGCAUGAAGCUACACACAAAGUUAAUUUGUUUGAAACAAAUCAACAAACUGAGCAUCAACCUCCAAACCAAGAUCUUAGUAGUUUGAAAAAGUGCACAAAUGUCCCUGAGAGUCACAAGACAGCUGAAAGUUUGAAGCAGUCCACUUCCCCAACAAGUAAAAGCCUUGAAGUUAGAAGUUCCACUGAGGCUGAUAAACCUGGAAUGAAAGAUGAGAUUCCAAUCCAAAGCGAAGCUCUGACAGAAGGACCGGCGGAGACAUUUUGUGUAGGCCACUCUCCCAGUCAGGAUUCAGUAGGAUCACUGGCAGACCCUCUUUCUCUUUCUGUGAAAGAAUUACCAGCUGGAGGAUGCUUGAAAUUAAACACUAAAUCGGAUGGGUCAUCAUUAAUCAGUAGUAAAAUCAUUAUGCCCGUCACACCAAGUGCUCAACUUUGUGAAAAAGAUUCUGAGCAACUUAGUGUGAAUUCUGAACAACCUAGUGGAAUUUUGAAAAAGGAUGGUAGUGCGAAAAAAUCCCGAUGGGAUAUUGUUGGUGAAGUCCCUUCAGAAUAUCAAAGCCCUACGAAAAUAGUGAACUCAGAUGUGAAAAGGGUAAUUUUAGUAAAAAAAACAGAGGUCUACAAUGAUACUACCCCUAAUGAAUCAUGUACACAGAAACACUCUGAAUUACCAUCUGAAAAAUCUGUAGAAGGACAAAUACGAGACGAAACCUCAAUUGAAUCUCAUCACAAAGUAAUUUCCCACGCAUCUGACCUUGGAAACCAACAUACCCAUAGUGAACUAGUUAAUCAGACUGUUGUAAUUCCUCAGCCAACAAGUGCUGUGGUUGUUAGUGAUCUUCCUCUUAAUUGCCGUUCCGCUAGUAAAGAGAAAAUCAAUGUAGACAAACAUAAACCUGAAACUCAAGACCCCGAUUCCUUAAACCAUGAUGGUAAAUGCCACAGUGAGGACAGUGAGAGUGAAGAAUCGGACUCUGAUUCAGAUGAUGAGCGGGUCUCCUUAAAGCGGUUGCACUCUGUGGUGGUUGUGCCAAAAAAUUCAACCAUUGCUCUUGAGACAAAUGAUUUGACUGAGCUGUCUCUGGGGUCCUCAGUGUUUUCUGAACAGCAACUGACUGAUACACAUAAAAGCAUUAACAGGGAAUUUGCCUAUGGUUUUAACAAUCAGUCAAAGCUUGAGGAAUCAUCAGCUGCACUUUUUAAGGCCGGUGUACAGGCUGCAAUUCCAGAUGCUAAAGGUGUCUCCUACCAAUCGCAGAGCAACAUGGUUGACAGCACCAGCCAUUUGGAGGCUACCAGUGCUCAUGUGGACAAGAACUGGAGUGCUCAAGAAAGACCAAAUGUCUGUGCCCAGAUAAACCAAGUCUCUAUUUCUGAGAAGACAUGCAGGCGACCGGAAUUGGAUCACCAUCAGUACCAUGAUAGACCAGAUAGCUGGAAUGGAAGGAAGGGAGGGAAGCAGCAAUAUGGGGACUCAAAUGACUUCAGUGGUGGGAAGGGUUAUUGCUUGGCCUGGGACUUUAACCAGUCAGAACAGCCCAGCAGUACAUUUCAGCAACCGGACAGCAGUCAUAGCACCGAACGCCCGUCUCAGCCAGCAAUUGCUCUGUUUGAUAACGCUCACAGACAAGAUCCAUGGGCUCAGUCUGCCAUCUCUGAAACCAGCAGACCAGUCAACACACAUGUGCCUUUUCAGUAUCACAGUUUAGUUAACCAGAUCCAUCCAGACUCUCUGACCAAUGACCAUGAUUACGAUAGUGAGAGAAGGGUAGUAGGGAUCAAACAAGGAUCUAUCCUAUCUGCUGAUCUUCCAGGAUCAUCCCCAUUUGUUCAAGCCCAUGAGAUAAGUAGUAAUUGCAGCUUCACCACAGAAAAUCAGAACAUCUCAGAAGCCCCUAGAGAAGACAACCAAAAGCCUCAUCGAGGAAGGGGUCCACCUAAGAAGAGACGUCAAGAUUUUGAAUCUGAAUCAGAUAAUGAGGCAGAGGCUGGUCUGAACAGUAAAAGGGAUAGUUUUGAUGAGAGCUCAAGGGUUGUGAAAGAUAGUAAGGAUUCUUUCCAUCAAAUUCAAGAGGUGCAGCGCCCACUUCUCAGUCUAAAAGACUUCCUGGAUCCAUCUAUGUGGAGGGAAAAGGCAAAGCAGAAAAAAAUGCCACCCUACUUUGACCUCAUCGAAGAAAAUGUGUAUCUGACAGAACGCAAGAAGAAUAAGUCUCAUCGUGACAUCAAGCGUAUGCAGUGUGAGUGUGCUAUCCUCUCAAGAGAAGAGCGAGCCCGAGGGAAUAUGGCAUGUGGGGACGAUUGCCUCAAUCGCUUGCUGAUGAUUGAGUGCUCUUCCCGAUGUUUAAAUGGAGUAUACUGCUCCAACCGGCGCUUCCAAAUGAAACAGCAUGCAGACUUUGAGGUAAUUUUGACAGAGAGCAAAGGUUGGGGCUUACGAGCAGCCAAAGAUCUACAGCCGAACACCUUUGUUUUAGAAUAUUGCGGAGAAGUUUUGGAUCACCGGGAAUUUAAAGCAAGGGUGAAGGAGUAUGCUCGAAACAAGAACAUUCACUAUUAUUUCAUGGCUUUGAAAAAUAAUGAGAUAAUUGAUGCUACUUUGAAAGGAAACUGUUCCCGUUUCAUGAAUCAUAGCUGUGAACCCAAUUGUGAAACUCAGAAAUGGACUGUGAAUGGCCAGCUCCGUGUUGGCUUCUUCACCACCAAAGCUGUGACAGCUGGCACAGAGCUCACUUUCGAUUAUCAGUUCCAAAGAUAUGGUAAAGAGGCCCAGAAGUGUUUCUGUGGAGCUCCUAGCUGUCGGGGUUUAAUUGGUGGAGAGACUCGGGUCAGUGUUCGAGCAGCAGGUGGGAAGAAACAGAGGGAACGCUCAAGGAAGAAAGACACUGACAGUGGACUUACCACGUUGGAUGAAGAGCUGGAGGCUCUGCAGGAGAAUGGAGAAGGCUUAUGUGGAGAGAAAGAUGUGAUCGCACUCUGCAGACUCAUGGUUCGAGUGGAGACGAUGGAGCAGCGACUCACCUGCCUUAAACUCAUCCAGAAUACCCAGAAUCCCUUGUGCCUGAAGCAGUUUUUGGAUCACCAUGGCCUCUCGCUGCUGUGGAUAUUUAUGGUUGAACUUUCUGAAGCUAAGAGCAACUCUGUAAAUAACAUUAAACUACAGCUGGAGAUAAUGAAGGCUCUGGCAGUGCUUCCUAUCUCAACAAAGAACAUGCUGGAGGAGAGCCGAGUGCUGCAGUUUAUCCAGCGCUGGGCUCAAAGCCGGCCACUCAGCCAACCGGCCGAACAGGAUGGCUACUCCAGUGAGAGCACCUCCCGUGCCCAAACGCCCCUCAACACCCCUGAUGGUCCACCGGCCAAGCUGACCACUGAGCUGGACGGGGACACUCCCAAGCGAGCAGUCUAUCGUAGAUUGAAGAUCAUCAGUGAAAACAGUCUGGACAGCGCACUGUCCGAUGCUAGUAAAGCUUCAGAUGGAAAGGAAGAGGAGGAUGAGGAAGAGGAAGAGAUGGAAGAUGAGCCUUCACAGUUGGAAGCCACGAUUGAAAGGGAGGUGAAAGUAGAAAGCAUUGAAGCACCUUCUGAGAGUCAAGCUGAGCUUGAGGCCGAAUUGAAACAGGAACCCCCUGAAACUGUAGAAAUCACAAUUUCAAUGCCAGAGGCCAUUGAAAAUGAGGGAGAGACACUUGAAAUGCAAGAACCUGAAGAAAAACCCCUCUGUAAGUCUGAAGAACAACUAGAGGAUGAGAAGAUGGUGGAAGAGACCAAGAUUGAGGAGCCAUCAGAGAUCCAGACAGAGUCAGCGACACUUGAAGAUGCCCCUUCAGUCACAGACACCAUAUCUGCACAAGAUGUUAGUAACGAUGUAGUUGCUGAUGUGGAAACUCCCAUCGCUGAGACCCAGGUGGAAAACGCAUCUUCUGAACAGUGCAGCUCUGAAGAGAAUGCAAGUUGCAGCACUGCAGAAAUCACACCUACGCCACCAUCAGAAGUCAUAAUGGAGAGUGUAACUUCUGAAUCUACAGCUGCUGCCAUAGAGAGCACACCUACAGAAUCACCGUCUGUCCCUGUGGAGACCACUCCACCUGGUUCUGCUGCUGUUUCUACUGGAAACACAUCAUCAGAGGCUGUUGCAGUCGCCGAGUCUGCUGAUGCAUCGGCCCUGGCUAUUGUGGCUGUUCCAGCCGAGGGCGCUGCAGUGGGGACGCCCUCUCAAGAUGAGGAGGAAGGUGUUUCUGAUGUCGAAAGCGAGCGCAGUCAGGAGCCACAAGUUCGGGCUUCUGAUAUCAGUGACAUGGCCGCCCGGCUGCUGGACAGUUGGAAAGACUUAAAGGAGGUUUACAGGAUACCAAAGAAGAGCCAGGUUGAAAAAGAGUCAAAUGAUCGCAGUCGUGAUCGGGAAGCCCUGAUGACCCCUCGCACUCCUUCGAGCAGUCGAGAGAGAGAGCGAGAACGAGAACGAGAGAAGGAGCGUGAUCGUGAUCGAGAUCGGGAUAGGGAUCGAGACCGGGACAGAGACUGGGAGCGUGAGCGGGACUGGGACCGUGAGCGGGAACGGGAGAGGGAUGGAGAGAGAUCGACCCUUCGCAGUGCAGAUAGGAAAAGACGACGAGGCUCCACCUCCCCUCUGCCGCCUUCAGCCUAUGAGAGGGGCCGCAGAAACGAUGACCGUUACGAGCAGGCCAACAGCAGCAAGAAGAAACUCCACACCAAAGAGUCUCGUAACAAGCUGUCCACUGAAGAACGACGAAAGCUCUUUGAGCAGGAAAUGGCUCAGCGGGAGGCUCAGAAACAACAACAGCAGCAGCAACAACAACAACAACAACAGCAGCAACAACAGCAACAGCAAAUACAGACGCUUGCGUUUAACCCACUGGCCUACACCUCCAGUCCAAGCUUCAUGGCCUACCCACCUGGAUACCCUAUCCAGACCUAUGUGGAUCCCACCAAUCCCAAUGCAGGAAAAGUGCUCCUGCCUACACCUGCUGUAGAGCCUCUUUGUGUCACCCCAGCUGCUGGUACCUUCGAACAAACACCUACUCAGCCUGUCAUAUCAGAUCUCGGUCUAGCUUCACCUUCUUCUUCCACCACCACCCAGGCCGGUCCUGCCUCCAGCUUGGCACAUAUCCCUGCCUCUCUGGAGCUUUCCUCUGGUACACAGACUCAGCAGUUUGUCCAGCCUGCUGUGCCAGCACAGGACCCGAGCGUAGCUGUCCUGUCAGUGCCUGCACAAACAGCCAGCACGCAGGUCCAGAGUCAGCAGGGCUACACCACUCUCUGGGACCCCAACACACAGCAGGCGGUCACGUUGCAGACGCAGCCCACCCAGCAGUAUUCUACCACAGCACAGCCUCAGACUGCCAUCUACUAUCAAGGCCAGCCAUGCCAGACCAUCUAUAGCAUUCCUGCAGCCUACCCACAGACCAGCACUCCUGUCAUACAGACAUACACUGAGCCAGCUGCCAACUACCUGCAUGGGCAGCAGGUGUACACGGGGCAUCAACAAGGUGUGGUAGUGCAGCAGGGAGGCACCGUCACCACCAUUGUCACCUCUCAGACAGUUCAACAGGAAAUGAUCGUACCCAACAGCAUCAUUGACCUGCCGCCUCCUUCCCCUCCUAAACCUAAAACCAUUAUCCUGCCUCCCAGCUGGAAAGUGGCACGAGACCCAGAGGGCAGAAUUUAUUACUACCAUAUCAUCACCAGGCAAACACAGUGGGAUCCUCCCAGCUGGGAUGGGACUACAGAGGAAGCCAGUGUAGAACACGAGGCUGAGAUGGACCUCGGGACGCCCACAUAUGAUGAAAAUCCUUCAAAGUUCUCUACAAAGACCGCCGAGGCAGACACAUCCAGUGAGCUGGCCAAAAAAAGCAAAGAAGUCUUCCGCAAGGAGAUGUCACAGUUUAUUGUGCAUUGCCUUAAUCCGUACCGCAAGCCAGAUUGCAAGCUGGGCCGUAUCAGUAACACAGAUGACUUUAAACAUCUUGCUAGAAAGCUGACUCAUGGUGUAAUGAACAAGGAAUUAAAGUCUUGCAAGAACCCUGAAGAUCUUGAAUGCAAUGAGAACGUCAAACACAAGACCAAGGAGUACAUCAAGAAGUACAUGCAGAAGUUUGGCCCUGUGUACCGACCUAAGGAAGACACAGAGCUGGACUAACUAGCCUAAAGUAAACCCAGGAACCUCCUGGCAGCUCUUUCCAACCGAACACUGCUGGCCUAAACCUUUUUGGUGCGUCGGGACAGAGCGGCUCCAGCACGAGUCAUGUUUUAUUCCUCUGACCUUCUAACCAUGUCCCUAAUGCUGCUCUGGUAGAGGGCAUUGCCUGAGCCGUCCCACACAAGGGGACGUUUUUAAUCAUGAGAUAAAACUGCUGCGGUAUGAAGCGUGGAGGACGCAAUCCAAGGGUGCUACACAGACUCUUUCCAAGAUCUUUUUUGUCUUCUCAAAAUUGAAAAGGCAAGUCUCAUCACUUUGCAGAAGAAGAUCAUCCUAAACUCUAGAAGGGGGGGGGGGGAGAAUAAGUGGACCAUUAAAAUCCUUUUCCUUAGCCACCCCACUCCAUUACUGUAGUUGUUACCAAGGGCUUUUGUUAGCUUGCCUGUUCUGCUGAAGGUCCAAUUAAUUGCUGAUAUUAGUCAAGGAAAGAGGGAAGCGGAAAGACAGACGCUAAGGAUUAUGAUAUGUCUCAGAUAAACUAUCCACAGAACUUGUCUAUUUGGACUCACUGGCCAUGGGUCGCCCAGCUCAGCAUUGUUUUUAUGGAUUUUAGGCUAAUGAAGUGUGCAGAUCUGUGAUCUAACCCCAUUUGCCCUGGUCUUAUUUCUCUUCUUCUCUUCUUGGGGGCAAGGUUAUGUAGCAAUGAUAUUUUAUCAAGGUCUUUCACACUGUUUUUACAUUAACAUUUUUUUAUCCAUGUCACAAAGGCAAAUGUGAAGCCAUCCAGGCAGUUUGUAGCUUAUUUUUGUGGCCGUCAUGUAAGGAUUGAUCAGGUUACCAUCCCAUAAGCUCUGGCCAUUAAUCAACUCACCCCACCAUAUUAACCUGCAUUAAAUCUGUCAAACAUGUAUUAUAUUGCUUUAUAUGUGAAUAUUUUGAGAGUUAGUUUUUGAGACCAUUAGCAGAGACUUUGUAAAAUGACAGUCAAGGUCCACGAUGUCUUGUGUAAAUAUGUGUAAGUAUACCAGACCGGGAAAUGGGAUUAGAAGGAUGCGACUAGAUCCGAGUCCUCCAUCCCGCCGGUGCAUCUCCGGUGUUCCUAAAUAAAGCAGAAUUCCGCACUAUCCCACUGCUUCAUAUGUUGGGUUGGGUUUUAAAGGUUGGGGUGUCAUUAUCGUUUCUUUUUCCUUUACUUUCUCUGUAGAAAGAUUUUGGAUCUUUUUUUUUUUUUUAUGUGCAAAUAGGAGUCUCACCCCACUCCACUGUAAGUACUGUGCAAGCACAUUGUCAUACUGAGUGUAAAAACAUUUUAAGAUAAAAUAAACUGUUUUCUAAAAAUAA
Ctenopharyngodon idella (grass carp) is the source of this 9439-nucleotide messenger RNA. It is a transcript of the gene setd2, whose product is annotated as SET domain containing 2, histone lysine methyltransferase. Gene Ontology annotation, biological process: regulation of DNA-templated transcription. The record is from RefSeq and is a predicted model, not a curated record. Gene Ontology annotation, molecular function: protein binding; histone H3K36 methyltransferase activity. NCBI's taxonomy places the organism in Eukaryota, Metazoa, Chordata, Actinopteri, Cypriniformes, Xenocyprididae. The coding region runs from base 95 to 8098 and encodes 2667 amino acids. Gene Ontology annotation, cellular component: nucleus; chromosome. The transcript is spliced from 21 exons.